This is a messenger RNA of Amphibalanus amphitrite, 3025 nucleotides long. Its product is annotated as sorting nexin-17-like. The record is from RefSeq and is a predicted model, not a curated record. NCBI's taxonomy places the organism in Eukaryota, Metazoa, Arthropoda, Thecostraca, Balanomorpha, Balanidae. Gene Ontology annotation, molecular function: phosphatidylinositol binding. Gene Ontology annotation, cellular component: early endosome. The transcript has 10 exons. Gene Ontology annotation, biological process: intracellular protein transport; signal transduction. Bases 151 to 1593 code for a protein of 480 amino acids.
ACUAUCAUUCCGCGCCACAAAUGCAAUUAAAUUUAUCAUUUUAUUGCAAAGUGGGAAAGGGGAUUACACUGGUUUACACAUCGAUGUUAUUAUUUAUUACUGUGAAGAAAGCAGACUGAAGAAACCUUUUCCUCCCAACAAAAUCUUAAAAUGCACUUCACAAUACCAAAAGCUGAAGAGCUCAAGGACAAGAAUGGAGCCGCUUUUACUGGGUACACUAUCCACGCGGACGGCAAGCUGCACUGCGUGGUGCGCUACCGUCAGCUGAGCUGUCUGCACGAUCAGCUGAAGCGGGUGUUUGGCGCGCGCGCGCUGCCCACCUUCCCGCCAAAGAAGCUGCUGCACCUCAACUCUGAGGAGGUCGAAGAGCGGCGGAUGCUGCUGGAGCGCUACCUUCAGCUCGUGUCCCAGGACAGCAAGGUGUUCAGCAGCGAGGUGUUCAACGGCUUCCUUGUGUCGGCGCAGCUGGAGACGCAGAGCGCUGCCCCGGAGCAGGUCACCCUGGACGUGUACCUGCUCAACAACUACCGGAUCUCUGUGACGGCCAGCUCUACACUGCAGACAGACGAUGUCCUCGAGAAAACAUGUCAGCAGAUUAAUCUUCCUCCUCGUCUCACAUACUACUUUGGUUUGUUUAUGAUGAAGAAGACCGAAGAGAGCUAUACAAUCGUUCGGAAGCUGCAUGACUUCGAGGCACCGUUCAUCUCUCUGCGCACGGCAGGACACACACCCGAACACAGGAUUGUGCUCCGGAAAAACUACUGGGACACGUCGUACGACGCCGACCUGCUGGAGGACACGGUGGGCCGUAACCUGCUGUACGUGCAAACCGUCAGUGAGGUGGAGUGGGGAUGGAUGUCUGCCGAUACGGACACUCGCGCUCGGCUCACCAUGCUGCAGGCCAAGGGCAACAAACGUGAGUACGUUGCUUUGGCGCAGCAGCUGCCCUUCUACGGCUACAUGCAGUUCGAGCCGUGCACGUGCGACUUUCCCGUGGCGGGCACAAGAGCCAGGGUCAGCAUCGGAAACAAGGAGCUCAACAUUCGGAUUCCUCCCGGUGAGGGCGGCGCCCGGAACACGGUUCGCGAGGGCAGCUUCAAGGUGACCCGUAUGCGCUGCUGGCGGAUCUCCAGUGUGGAGCCGGUGCCGGCCGAGGCGGGCGGCGCCGGCCCGUCGUCGGCCGCCGCCGGGCCGACCGGGCCGCAGCUGGAGCUCAGCUUCGAGUACCUGAUGUCGCGCGAUCAGCUGCAGUGGGUGCGGCUGGCCUCGCCGCAGGCUGUGCUCAUGUCCGUCUGCCUGCAGGCGCUGGUCGAGGAGCUGCUCCGACGUCGAAAGGGACUCGGCAUUCCCAGGCCGGGAGAGAAGGUCCACAAUGUGAACUUCAACUACCUGACGCGGGACGGUAGCCUGCAGCACGUGAACGCCCGGUCCGGCGCCGGGGACUCUGAGCACGUGGACUGCGACUCGGGCAUUUCGUUCCGGAAGCUGUCCAACAAGCUCUCGCAGCUAAAUCUGGUGGGCCGCAUCAGUCUGGCGUCGAACCGCACCGUCGAAAACAACGCCUUCGACGAGAUCGGCGACGACGAACUGUAGAGGCCGACUGCCUCUGUGACGUCACGGGAGCCAUGGUGACGUCACGCGGCGGUCCGGUGAAUCCUGAGCUGCUCAGAGUUGUGCCGAGGACGCUGCAUUAGUGGGUGAGAGCUGGGUCUCGGAGGCUCGGCUGUAGGUCGUAUGGUGCUGGUUGUGGAGAUCGUUGGGCUGCUACCCGGCUCGACGGGCGGAGUGUGGUGCUACUAACAGGACUGUGUGUUACAGUGUCCCAAAAUUGAGUUUUGUCUGGGGUGUCAGAGGGGAAAAUUACCCACCAAAAAGAGGGGAGAGAGUGGAAAACUGCUGAUUCGAUUAGAUCCAAAAAGAGGGAGAAACGCCAUAAAACAUGGAUUUUAUUCUAGGAUGUAGAAUGUUUGAUGCUAAACCGGGCAUUCACACAACCGCUCUUUCUAGAGGUAAAAAAAUCUAGGUUUUCUUGGUUGGGAGUGGAAAAUUGUUCUUAAAAAUUGGUGGUGAGAGUGGAAAAUGGAUUUCCUUUGGAUGUCAUUUCCCACCCAAAUCGACAAAUUUUGAGACAUUGGUGUGUUAUGCCGCGUGUGUCCUCACGCUGGAGGAAGCGGUGGCCGGUGUGGUGCCGUUGGUAGGUGGGGCUCAAGGCGGAUGUCUGCGCUGGCGGCCGACCGCCAGAAGAACUGUGAUGGACGCCGGUGUUUUGUACAUAGUGGUUGUGGAAUUAUGUAUCGAAGAGAUCGAGUUUAUUUCUAGCGUUCGCCGACUAUUUGGAACGUUGGACGCAUGUGACUAACUGCUCCGCCCCCCAGCCUGCGCCAGCGUCUCGCUGCGAGGCAUUCAAAUUUUAUCUGUGCUGCCAAAACGGGAUGGGAGCUGGACGCUGCUCGCGUCCUGUGUGGCAGAAGUUGCCAUGGUAACUGUUUUGUAGUUUGACUGUCGAUGUAUGCGUCGGUAUGCAGGGGUCCUAGUUAAUUACGUAGACUAAGUUACCCAGCUUGGUUUUGUCUUCGUCUUUCUGUCGGCACUGUCGGUCGAUUUGUUUUCUAUGUGCAUUUUCUGAGCUUGUGUGACGGCGAUCAUUCCGUGAGUGGGCUGUUUGGGGCGCGGUGGGCCGGUCGUGUGCUCCGCUAUCCGUCCUUUCUGGCGGCCGGGCUGGCUGAGGCCGUCCGGCCGCUCCGAGCUGCUGCCUGGCUCCGUCCCCAGUCGGUCGUCAGCGCUCGCCGCUAGACCAGCGCUGCGCUGCGGUGUUUGGUGUCCAAGCAGACUAGACGCUCCGUAUGAGAGAGCCCUGGACGUGCGUUAUGUAUAUUUUUGUAUACGAAUUGCUUUCAGUCUCAUGCUUAAUUAUCAGCAUAAAGCUAAGGAGCCACUACCGGUACGCUUUAUUUGAUACUUGUAUGAAAUGAAUGUGUAAUAUUUAAUGGCAGUGACCAGAAAUAAAAAUAUAUUAUUUACCUUA